UCCAGACUGAGGGAAGCGUGUCACAAUUGCGUUCGAGUGCGUGUGUGGGGCGACGGGAUGAUGGACGCGCGCGAGGAUUGUUUAUCGCUUCUCGCCACCGUCGUCGUCGUCGCCUGCAAAGGUGCUCGUGUCCUGUAAUAAUAAUAAUAAUAAUAAUAUCGGUGCAUCCUUCAGGCGAGUUGAGGCGAGGACCAAGUGGGAGAAAAUGCUCGCAUUCGUGGACAAGGUUGAGCGGCGCCGGGACUGGAACUGAUACGCGUUUCUGCGCUGCGCCGUGAUACUUGGUACACCUCGUAUAUACUACAUGUCAGUGUAUUGAGCCAAAAUGGCAGCCACGUUGACCGUCGAGCAGGAGCAAGCUACAAAGGAAUUUAUAGAAACUGUGAAUAAAUGUAGAGCUGGGAGACGGGCUGGACCAGUAUCUUGGAGCACAGCGUUAAAAUUCUUAGCGGCACGAAAGUUUGAGGUUCAACGAGCUUUAGCUCUGUAUGAGCAGCAUGAAGCCAUUAGAAGAAGAGAAGGAUUGGCGAUCUUGCAUCCUACUCAGGAACCUUUACUCAGUGAACUACGCACAGAAAAGUUUACCGUUUUGCCAUCUAGAGAUGCAACAGGUGCAGCGAUAGCUAUUUUUACCGCGCAUUUACAUCUUCCACAAAAUACUACACAUCAAACAACUCUGCAAGGUGUGGUUUAUCAACUAGAUGCUGCUUUGGAAAGUGCAGAAACACAGAAGCAUGGUCUAAUUUUUAUUUAUGACAUGUCUGACAGCAAAUAUCAGAAUUUUGACUAUGACUUGUCACAGAAAAUUUUAACACUUUUAAAGGGUGGUUAUCCAGCGAAACUAAAAAAGGUCUUGAUCGUGACGGCACCAUUGUGGUUCAAAGCGCCCUUCAAGAUUCUUCGACUCUUUGUUCGUGAAAAAUUGAGGGACCGAGUGUUCACAGUAUCCAUUCCUCAAUUGACUUUGCAUAUCCCACGAGAAUCAUUACCACAUCGUUUAGGCGGCACGUUGGAGAUACAGCAUGAAGCAUGGCUACUUCAUUGUCUUAAAUCCAUGACUAACCGAAGUGGGGGUGAACUUUGUGAGGUCGCCCCAAGAGUAGAUACACCCACGUCACCCACGACGAAAGAAGACAUGGUUCAUCAAAAUCUUAAUGAAACUGCGACGCACAGUACUCCGACUAGUCCUAUAAUCGAUAAAAACAAACAGGCGAAAAAUGGUAUAUCGAAUAUCGCCGACAUCGAAAUCACCACUGCAAAUAGUGAGAUAGUUUGGUCGGGAAUCGAUGAGGCGCCUUCUCCAGUUCAGGCUCCGUCCUCGGCUAGUUCCGGUUUUAGUGACGAUGAUAGUCUUCAUGGCGAGCCUUCCGGAUUUCAGUCCUUUACAAUGGAACAACUUGUAGCAGAACUAAAAUCACGGGGGCGCGAAGGUUACACAGCGGAAUAUAUGGAAAUUAAGCAGAGACCGCCGGAUGGUUCAUUUAAUAAUGCAAAGUUAAAGGCUAAUCAAUCAAAGAAUCGAUACACCGAUGUGCUUUGUUACGAUCAUAGCAGGGUCUGCCUUUCGCAAGUGGACGGGGAUGCGACAUCCGAUUACAUAAACGCCAAUUUUGUCGACGGUUAUAAGCAAAAGAACGCGUUUAUCAGCACUCAAGGUCCUCUCCCGAGAACUUGCGGCGAUUUCUGGAGAAUGGUUUGGGAACAACAAACACUGGUCAUUGUCAUGACUACAAGAGUGGUGGAAAAAGGGCGUACAAAGUGUACACAGUACUGGAAUCCUGAAGCGAAUCAUGAUGUACAAGUGAAUGGUUUUACAAUAACCACUCUCGAAGUUGACAAAAAUCGAGAUUACACAAUAUCCACGCUUCUUAUUACAAACACAAAGACUGAUGAGACAAGAGAAGUUUGCCAUAUGUUGUACACAGCAUGGCCAGAUUAUGGUACUCCUAAAUCAGCUAAAGCAUUACUGCAAUUCUUGUCUUUAGUGAGACAGCAGCAGAGUAAAUUACUCACCAGUAGAGGAGAUACAUGGGCCGGACAUCCUCGAGGACCACCUAUAGUUGUACAUUGCAGUGCUGGUAUUGGAAGAACAGGUACAUUUUGCACUUUGGACAUUUGCAUAUCGCGGUUGGAAGAUACUGGAACUGUAGAUGUACGAGGAACUGUUGAGAAGAUCAGAGCACAGAGGGCCUACAGUAUUCAAAUGCCGGAUCAGUACUACUUUUGCCAUGUUGCUCUAGUGGAAUAUGCAUGUUCUAAAGGACUGCUUAGCACACAAAACGCCUCUGUGCUCCCUUUAUUGGUUGAAGAGGAUUCCGAUUAAGAAAAUAAGAGUUCUGCUAUCGUAUAUCGGAUUGAUGUUCUUCCCAAGUAUGCGUAUAUAUGAUAUUCUUGAAAUAGCCUAUUUCUAUCUUAAACGACUGAAAGUUAUUUUUUGCAUUGAUGUAACAAUUCAAGUUCUCGCUGUUACAUCCCAUACUUUAUACAAAAUUGAUUUUUUCUCAAAGUCAAAUAUAAGCGACCAGGAAACUUCACAUUCCUGUUU
Molecule: messenger RNA, 2545 nt
Organism: Nylanderia fulva
Lineage: Eukaryota; Metazoa; Arthropoda; Insecta; Hymenoptera; Formicidae
Gene: Ptpmeg2
Product: Protein tyrosine phosphatase Meg2
Biological process (GO): protein dephosphorylation
Molecular function (GO): protein tyrosine phosphatase activity
Source: RefSeq, a predicted model, not a curated record